AGUGCGCGCCCACUCCGGCUCCAGGCGGCUACCGCGCGGGCCCAGGCCGUCUGGUUCCAGCCGAGCAGCAGCGGUAGCGGCGGCAGCUCGUGGCGAGGCCCCGCGCCCCUCUCAGCUCCUCCCCGGCGCGGUGCAUGGAGACGCGGCCCGCCGCCCGCCCCUGAGCCCGCCGCCCGGCCCGGGACCCGCGGGGGCUUGGGGUGGCCUCGGGCUCCGUCCGGCCCUGCCGAAGCCGGACUCAGGCUUGACCAGCCGCCACCGCCGCCCGAGGGCUGCGCGCGGCCCGCGGGCCUCGUCGCCCGCGCGGAUCGCGGCGGCCCGGCCGUCCCGUCCCAGGAAGUGGCCGUCCUGACCGCCAUGGCUCACUCCCCGGUGCAGUCGGGCCUGCCUGGCAUGCAGAACCUAAAAGCAGAUCCUGAAGAGCUUUUUACCAAACUGGAGAAGAUUGGGAAGGGCUCUUUUGGUGAAGUGUUCAAAGGCAUUGACAAUCGGACUCAGAAAGUAGUUGCCAUAAAAAUCAUUGAUCUGGAAGAGGCUGAAGAUGAGAUAGAAGACAUUCAACAGGAAAUCACAGUGCUGAGUCAGUGUGACAGUCCGUACGUCACCAAAUAUUAUGGAUCCUACCUGAAGGACACUAAAUUGUGGAUAAUAAUGGAAUAUCUUGGUGGAGGCUCCGCACUGGAUCUAUUAGAACCUGGCCCUUUAGAUGAAACCCAGAUUGCUACCAUAUUACGAGAAAUACUGAAAGGACUUGACUAUUUGCAUUCAGAGAAGAAAAUUCAUAGAGAUAUUAAAGCUGCCAACGUGCUGCUCUCUGAACACGGAGAAGUGAAGCUGGCUGAUUUUGGGGUGGCGGGCCAGCUGACUGAUACCCAGAUAAAGAGAAACACCUUCGUGGGCACCCCGUUCUGGAUGGCACCCGAAGUUAUCAAACAGUCGGCCUACGACUCCAAGGCAGACGUCUGGUCCCUGGGCAUAACGGCCAUCGAGCUUGCGAAGGGGGAGCCGCCUCAUUCCGAGCUGCAUCCCAUGAAGGUUUUAUUCCUCAUUCCAAAGAACAACCCCCCGACGCUGGAAGGAAACUACAGCAAACCCCUCAAGGAGUUCGUGGAGGCCUGUCUGAACAAGGAGCCGAGCUUCAGACCCACUGCCAAGGAGUUACUGAAGCACAAGUUCAUAAUCCGCAAUGCAAAGAAGACGUCCUACCUGACCGAGCUCAUCGACAGGUACAAGCGAUGGAAGGCCGAACAGAGCCACGAGGACUCCAGCUCCGAGGACUCAGACACGGAAACGGACACAGACAGCCAAGCAUCCGGAGGCAGCGACUCUGGGGACUGGAUCUUCACCAUCCGGGAGAAAGAUCCAAAGAGUCUUGAGAACGGAGCUCUUCAGCCAUCGGAUUUAGAAAGAAAUAAGAUGAAAGACAUCCCAAAGAGGCCUUUCUCUCAGUGUUUAUCUACGAUUAUUUCUCCUCUAUUUGCAGAGCUGAAGGAGAAGAGCCAGGCGUGCGGAGGCCACCUGGGGUCCAUAGAAGAGCUGCGCGGGGCCAUCUACUUGGCAGAGGAGGCCAGCCCUGGCAUCUCCGACACCAUGGUGGCCCAGCUUGUGCAGCGGCUGCAGAGAUACUCUCUCAGUGGUGGAGGAACUUCGUCCCACUGAAAUUCCUUUGGCGUUUGGGGUUUUGUUUUUCCUUGUUUUCCUCUUCAUCCUCCUUCUUAAAAGUCAAUGAGAGCCUUUGCUGACUCCGCUGAAGAGGCGCGCCCUUGGGGGGCCGUGCGCCCGGCGAGGUCGCCCGGCCCGGCCACGUGGCCCCUCGCUGGCCUCGGCCUGACGACGUCUCCUGGUGGGGCGGGGAGGGGCAGCUCCUUCCAGCGAUUAUUUUAUUUUUCUUGUUUUUAAUUUUAACCGUAGUGCACAUAUCAAGGAAAGUGUCUUUAAAAACAAAAAAAUAAGCCCUGAAAUGUAUAUUUGGGAUUAUGAUAAGGCAACUGAAGAAAUGAAACCUCAGGUAUCCUGCUUUAAGUCGAUGACUCCCCCUCCCCGGGAGACGGAGAACCGCUCUGGUGGGUCAGUGUACAGAUUGUAUAUAGUGUCAUUUUUACGGAACCCCUUUUGGCGUGCAUAGGAAUCACUGUGUACAAAUUGGCCAAGUGCUUCUGUAGAUAAUGUCAGUGGAGUAAAUAUUCGACAGGCCAUAACUUGAGUCUAUUGCCUUGCCUUUAUUACAUGUAAAUUUUGAAUUAUGUGACCAGUGAUUUGGAUUUUAUUUUGUAUUUGCAGGGUUUGCCAUUAAUAAUAAUUAAUGCCCCUCUCGUGGAACACUCCUAUAUUUGUACCUCAGCCGAUGCAAAUUUUCCUCUUGUUUGCCCUUUUGGUACACUUAGAAGUUGAUUUCUUUUUUCAUCGAUGGUACUAUUUCUUAGUGUUUUAAAUUGGAACAUACCUUGCCUCAUGAAGCUUUAAAUUAUUAUUUUUAAAUUUCUCCCCAACGAAGCGUUCUCUCUCUCGUCUGACAUUUGUUUGGAAUCGUGCCACUGCCAGUUGUGCGCCAGCUGUGCGUCCUUUCAGUAUGAUUUUCUGUUGCACCUUGUAGUGAAAUCUGCAUAUCAUCUUUCCCACCUAAAAAUGUCUGAAUGCUUACACAAAUAAAUUUUGUAACACACUUA
Molecule: messenger RNA, 2666 nt
Organism: Camelus dromedarius (Arabian camel)
Lineage: Eukaryota; Metazoa; Chordata; Mammalia; Artiodactyla; Camelidae
Gene: STK24
Product: serine/threonine kinase 24
Exons: 11
Coding region: 358-1659 (433 amino acids)
Biological process (GO): negative regulation of cell migration; protein phosphorylation
Cellular component (GO): cytoplasm
Molecular function (GO): ATP binding; protein serine/threonine kinase activity
Source: RefSeq, a predicted model, not a curated record